ACGAAAGCGCUGACAUAUAGGUUACACGAAUCCAUAUAUUUAUAUGUACCACAACCAUAUCAGUACCACCAAUUUUGAAAAAAAAUAUUUCUUUCGGAUUAAUUCAUCCGCAGCAUACAAAGAACUAGUACAAAGUAAUGGCUAAUGAUGAGUUGAUUUUGUUGGAUUUCUGGGCUAGCAUGUUUGGUAUGAGGCUAAGGAUUGCCCUUGCUGAAAAAGGGAUUAAAUAUGAGUACAAAGAAGAAGAGGGACUGAUCAGUAACAAAAGUGCUCUGCUUUUAGAGAUGAAUCCUAUACACAAGAAAGUUCCUGUUUUGAUUCAUAACGGGAAACCAAUUUGUGAGUCUAUUAUUGGAGUUGAGUAUAUUGAAGAAGUGUGGAAGGAUAAAGCCCCUUUGCUCCCUUCUGAUCCUUAUGAGAGGGCACAAGCUAGGUUUUGGGUUGAUUACAUUGACAAGAAGUUGUAUGUUUCUGCAAGAAAGAUAUGGGGAACAAAGGGAGAAGAGCAGGAGGCAGGUAAGAAAGAUUUCAUAGAAGUACUUAAAGUGUUGGAGGGAGAACUUGGAGAGAAGCCUUAUUUUGGAGGAGAUAAUUUUGGUUUUGUGGAUAUUGCUUUGAUUGGGUUCUAUAGCUGGUUUUAUGCUUAUGAGACUUAUGGUAACUUCAGCGCAGAGGCUGAGUGUCCAAAGUUUGUGGCUUGGGCUAAGAGGUGCAUGCAAAGGGACAGUGUGGCCAAGUCUUUGCCUGACCAACAUAAGGUCCUUGAGUUUAUACAAAUGCUAAGGCGGAAGUUUGGAAUUGAAUAAACAUAUGCAUAAUAAUGUGUAUUUGAAUAAAGCACUUCAUUUUGCCUUGUUGAGUUGUUUCAAGAUUUGAAAUUGUUUGUUCUUUUGGUCAUAGUGUAAGUUCUGCUUUUACUUUUGAAUUUUGUGUCUUCAUCUGAACUUGUUACUUUGACUGGAUGAUUGAUAUGAGUGAUUUGAUGUUUGGUUUUGCGAUUAUUGCAUCA
Molecule: messenger RNA, 1009 nt
Organism: Solanum lycopersicum (tomato)
Lineage: Eukaryota; Viridiplantae; Streptophyta; Magnoliopsida; Solanales; Solanaceae
Product: probable glutathione S-transferase
Biological process (GO): glutathione metabolic process
Cellular component (GO): cytoplasm
Molecular function (GO): glutathione transferase activity
Source: RefSeq, a predicted model, not a curated record